GAUUUUGGAGACUUUUUGUGCGUAUUUUACGCAUCUUGCCAGUGGAUGACAGCGAAAUAAACAGCUGUUGGAUCGAUAUUGCCACAUCGAUUUCUGCGGGGGCGUUAUCUCUGACUUUAAAGUCUGUGUGUUUUUUCUUCCCCCCCAAAGUCAUGCCACGUUUGAGAUUACGCCUGUGAUGGGCUGAUCCUCCUCUUGUUUUUACGCUCAGCUGCUGCGACGAGAGCUCAGAGAGGGCUGAGCCGAAAAGUUACCGAAGUUGCCUUCCCUCGUUUGCUUGGUUUCUUCUUCUUUUCUUUUUUUUUAAUUCUCACAUUUCUCCCCCUCCUGAAAAGCUUCCAGUCCUGUUGUCCGCCCCAGCAUGCCCGGCUGACGCCUGACAGGAAUGGCAUCGGCUGUGUUUGAAGGGACGUCGCUGGUCAACAUGUUCGUCCGGGACUGCUGGGUGAACGGCAUCAGGAGGCUCAUCAUCAGCCAGCGCGGGGAGGAAGAGGAGUUCUUCGAGAUCAGGACUGAGUGGUCCGACAGGAACAUUUUAUACUUGCAUCGGAGUUAUUCAGACCUGGGGAGGCUGUUUAAAAGACUGCUGGAGUCCUUCCCUGAGGACAGAAGAGACCUCUCCAAGUCUCCAAUGAUAGAAGGGCUGGUAAAAAUCAAAGAGGCGAGCGACAUUGAGGAAAAGCUGAACGAGGUGGAAAGACUACUGAAGAACGCUAUCAACAUGCCAUGCAAGUAUUCCAGGUCAGAGGUCAUGUUGACUUUCUUUGAGCGAUCGCCGUUGGAUCAGGUGUUAAGAAACGACAAAGUCCACAGAAUCCAGCCAUGCUUUCAGAGUCCAAUCAAGAUAUCAGAGAUCAUGCGGUCCAAUGGGUUCUGUCUGGCCAAUACAGAAACCAUCGUGUUUGAUCACAGUAUCCCCGAAGAAAAAGAGAGACCUUCAUCCACUGACUCUGUAGAACAUACGUAUGAGGAUGGAACAGAGUUUUUGCCAAUGGAAGCAGAUGUGUGCGACGAGGAAACAGAAGCGUACGUCACCAACCUGUCCUACUACCAUCUGGUCCCAUUUGAAACUGACAUCCUGGAAUGAGGACAUAUCUAGCAGAUGCCCGUCGAUGGAAAUCUCGUGCUAUCACUGAGAAACAUGUACUCUACAGUGGAACCGAACUAUGCAAUGCUGCACGGAGCUGCUCCGAUUCAAUGCUGCUCCGGCUUCUACGGUUGGUGCACUAUAUGCACCGGGACAUUCGAAGAAACAGCCACAACAGCAGCACCAGUUUGUCUUCAUCCACUUUAUGUGACGUCACCAGUGUGCCUCAUCCUUUUGUUGUCUCGAGACUGACUGUUAAAGGCUUUCAGGUGACGUAGCCGCAGUGGGCGUCCUCAGUCCUCAGCAACAUUUUAAAACAUGCUGCUCGGCCACUUUAAAAGGACUGAAACCUUCUAUAUGAGCGGUUUGUUGUAUGACUGCGACCGGCGGAGUGAGAACCACACAUCAGCCGAAUUUUAGGAAAUAAAUGUAACUUAUUGGACCAUUUACUCCUUUUUGAAUCGACCAGCACUCUUUGUUUUGGACUGAGUUGUUCUGUCUUUCUCAUUUAAUCUCUUACGAUGCUGUCGGCCUGGUUUGCUAAGAGAUUUAUGAUGCAUCUGCAAAGACAGAAAGCCGACGUGAAGUUUUGCGUAUGAUCUUUGUUUAUGGUGCAGCCAUCACCAGCAUUUAGCAAGUUUGUUUUCUGUUUGUGUACCAGCUUAAAACUCAUAGGAUGAGUCCUAUUUUGUUGCUGUGAUAUGCAGUUACAUGGUUGUACUCUGAGAGCCAAGUGAAACUGGACUACAUGGGUUCUAAUAACAAAAAGAUGAGAUAUUUGGCUAUUUGGUAAAAGACUAGAAGCAAAUAUUUCUAUAAGUUGGUGCACUGAGCAAGAAUCAUGAAGCUUGCAGUUUGUUAGCAUAAGCUGGAAAAUGAUUCUCCAUGGUGCUUUUGUUUCACUUGGUUCUUGGUCUACUGUCAAAUUGAAGAACGCAAAAAAGAAUUAAAAGUGUAAUUAUUGUUUUGUUGCGACGCUCUCUUUCCAAAGUGAGAACGUAAUGCUGCCUAUUUGGAUUUUUUUUUCUUUAAUGAUGUUUUGUCUGAAUAAUAAAUUAGAAUGUAAUCGUGUUAGACAUGUCGCUUGUAAUGUUGCUCAUUUUAUAUUCAUAAACAAAUAAUUGGAUUUAUGAGGGCAGAGACCGAGUGUUGCCAUUUAUGUGGAAAACUGAAUCAACUCGCUGCUGUUGUUGUUGCCCUCCGAUGAUAAAAACGGGGGCAAAGAAAGCUUUGUUUCGUGGGUCAAUUGAGGUCAUUUCUAUCCCGUUCUGUAAGAUGACAUGAGUGGGCUCGGGCAGACAGCUGACUACAGUCUCAGUGAAUGUGGGAGUCUGCAGCUCGGCCUGUGAUGGUGAAACAAGACCUCUCUUUAUCUAAGGAAGACAAACGAUCUUGCUGUACUGAAACUUUCUAUAGGAAAAGUUGCGUGAAAACAGCAAGAACUUGAUUAAAAUUCAUGCCUUUGUAUGUUUUAUAGGCCCUCCCGCCAUAGGGAGGACACUUUUAUUUCUCAAACCGAGACCGUGAAACUCGGUGGAGCGUUGCGCAUGUUUUGAACGCAACUGAAAGGCCAGAAAUGUAUAUUUGUGUAGGCUUAGGCGCCGUUGUUUUGACAGUUUUGUCACCGCGGGAGCCACUGUGGCCUUUGAAUGUAGGCUAACAGCUUGUGUCCAGGUUUCUGCCCUUCUAAACACAAAGGCAUUCAACUCUCGCAAACUUGGCACAUGAGCCUUCAGCAGAACGGCCCUCCGCAUGAGUCUGUUUAGUAACACAGUCAUGAUCACGAUUCGCCCCGUGAGAAAGUACAGCUCUUUCACAGGGUACGAAACUAUUUCAUGCUUUUAAUUUGUAGGUUUUGUCUGUCUUUGCUGCAAGAAUGACAUAUUUCUGUUGGAAACCUCCCUUUCGCAUAGAAAACAGCAUCACUUAUAGGCAAGAAUGAACAGGAUUCACGAGGAAGAAAAUGUUUGAUAUUGAAGAAAGUCUGUCUGAGUUUGUUCUGAAAAAUCACAAAAUCUACAAAGACCUCUGCCUACCUUAAGACUUUUUUGCAAGCUUAUGGCAGUCAGUGCAAUAAAAUAAAACUCAUCUACGUUUUCCGUGAAGCUAUGACUGAAAUGGUACUGAACCAAUUCAAUGCAGUGAAGGGAAUGAGUAACAAAAUGCUGGUACUUCGGUGUUUCAGUAACAUUUCCAAACAUAUCAGUAUUCCCACAGUGCCAGCUGGAGUCUGUUAAAGAGUUUAACGAGGACAGCAUGACAGAUAAAAUGAAAAUAAAAUUACACAAAAGACUUAAUUUAUUUUGUCCAACGUCAGCCACACUCUGUGAAGCUAACCAUCCUAGGUCUUGUGAUGUCUUGUAUGUGUAUGUGUCGUACGUAAGAUGAGUCUUUGGUGUGUCAAAAUGAAGUUAAUUCCAGUUACAGACUUGGAAGGUGACGUGUAUGUGUUAACAUGUUUGACAAUGUUGAAUCUAUUCAGACAGUAUUAGAUACACAUUAUUACUCUAAAAGUGUCCCAGAACAAAUAAAUAUGUUUUCAAUAAAACAAAUGUUCAUGUGA
This is a messenger RNA of Stegastes partitus (bicolor damselfish), 3650 nucleotides long. RefSeq names its product PX domain containing 1b (gene pxdc1b). Bases 386 to 1087 code for a protein of 233 amino acids. The record is from RefSeq and is a predicted model, not a curated record. Gene Ontology annotation, molecular function: phosphatidylinositol binding. NCBI's taxonomy places the organism in Eukaryota, Metazoa, Chordata, Actinopteri, Pomacentridae. The transcript is spliced from 5 exons.